AAUAUGGCCGCGGAAACAUCGUAGGAAUUAUUUGUAAUGUUGAUCUUGAUGGCAACGCUUUAACCUGUCAUGCCAUCGUCAGCGAAAAAGAAAGUUAAAGACCUUCACUUGGCUUCCAAUUUAGAGGAACUGAACAAAAUAGCUGAUCCAGGCUUGCCCGUUGACAGAAAUGCGAACCCCACACCAUAUAUCAAAUCAGCGGAUAAAGUUUACCUAAAAGCUCAAGAUAAUGAUCUGGAUGGUGAUGAGGAGUAUGCCUAUGUAUACUACAUGCGUUAUUUUAAAAUCAUCAGCUUGAUUAAAAAGAGCGUCAAAUACAGUGGUAACAAGAAGUAUUUUGACAAUUUAUUGGGGAAAAACAAAAUCAUAAAGUCUAUUGAGCGCGCAGAAGCUUUGCAAGGAAGCCUCAGGAAAAGGUAUGAGAAGCUUAAAACUCAGCAGGAUGCUGAGGCAAAAGCACAGGAAGAAGCAAAGCAAAAAGAAGAGGAAGACAAAAAAAAAUUAGCUGCACUGAAGGCCAGAAAUGACAGUGACAGUGGCUUUGAGAGUGAUGUUGAUUCUCGCCUGAAUGGAAAUGGAAUAAGUUCUUCCUCUGAAGUUUAUAACAAGCUUAAGGUCAGCCACAAUUCGAUUCUUACUCCAGAAAUGUCAGAAAAUGACAGUGGUGCACUCAUAAGUGGACUGGAAUCUCCAGCCUCAUCAUUUGUGACAGAUGGUGUGAAAUGUAUAUCAGCACAAGAACUGUACAAUCUCAUAAAAGUGUCUGAGUUCAAAAUUCUGAUCCUUGAUUGUCGACCCCAUGCCAAGUUUACUGAAAAUUGGAUCCAGUGUUCUUGUUGUAUAAAUAUCCCUGCUGAGUUGCUGGAUCAAGGGGUGUCAGUUGGCAGCAUAGAAAGAAGGCUGCCAGAACUAACAAGAAAGGCUUGGAACCGGAGAGGAGAGAAAGAGUUUGUUAUUUUAAUGGAUGAAUCAACCAAGGUUUCAGAAAUAACCCCUGAAUGCAGAAUUCAGAGGCUCAAAGAUGUGAUAUUCACCUAUGACUCCUACAGCUCAUUGAAACAUGAACCAGUAUUUCUUGAUGGUGGAUUCCACAGCUGGCUUUGGCAUUAUCCAUCAUUGGCUAUGAAACCAGAAUUACCAAUGGUAAGGUCACAACCUAAAUCUGUAACUCCCGUGGAUUUGUCAUCUUUAGACUACCCUGAACUACCUGAAGAUAAGAUAUUAAUCCCCCAGUCGACUGUGACCAAGCCUACUUCAAGCCCCUUGCAGUAUCCUAGCAUCCCAAAUGCUGACCUUCAAAAUAUGCUGGGUCCAAAGGACAGUACUGAACAAAACAAAGCAUCUUCACCAGCACAGGCAGAAUUCAGCUCAAAUGUACCAUCACCAGGACAACCUGGAAUUAUUCCAUCAGGAGCAGCUUGGAACCAUGGUCCAGGAGCAAAGUUUAGGCAACUAGGAAUUCAUCCUGCAGUCCCUCCUUCACAACCUCCUUCUGACAUUGGAUUGCCAAGACCUGCUGAUGCAGGUUCUCUCCAACAUGAAGCUCCAAAACGGGAACCAAUGAAUUUGCCACCAACACAAUCUGUUUCUUCAUCUGAAGGUUCACCACUUCCUUCAGUAGGACCACAAUCAUCUGUGGGAAUAGUUCCCCAGGCAGUCAAUCCAUCUUCAGCAGAUUUAAGGACAACAGGCCCUGUGCCUAAAACGAUGGUGCCCCAUUCAUCAAGUCAACCAAUUUUUCAGCCUAACGUUCCUUCCACAGCUCCUAAAACAGUGCCAAGCACCCAGCCAUCUUCUCAGUCAAGUGUAGUUGUUGCAAAGCCCUUUCCAAAGCCAAGUGUGCCAUUCACAGGCUCUUCAAAUACACCAACUGCUCAACCAGGCACUCCACCAAAGCAACCAUCCAACCUAAAAUCUAACUUACAGCCUAGUACAUCCAUUCCUGGCACCCAGCCUUCCAAUGUGAAUUCUAUCCCUUCUCCAGUAACACCUGCGACUUCUGUGCAAGUGACUCCAGUGAUAUCAACUUUACCCUCCCCUCAAGUUUCUGGUGUUGUUUCCCCACCCCACCCUAACAAUGUGUCACAGCAAGUAACACAAAGGGUUGAACCACAAAACCAACCAUCUGUUUCUCCAUUAGUGAGUCAGGUGCCUCAUAUUUCUCAUGCCUCCAUUUCCACAUCACAAAGUCAUCAGGUAACCACAACCUCUAUCCCAGGGGCGGAUGCAAGGAAUAUCAAUUCAACAGCUGUGAAACCUAGUGCAGCGGCUCAAUCAGGAAGCCCACAGCAUUCACUCCAAGGGCCAAUGCAGAAUAAGACCAGUAGGCCCUACACAACUGUUGGUAAAGACUCUGCUUCCUCAGCUCCACCAAAUAUUUCAGACUCCUCUCAACAACCUGAUAGCCGACCAAGUAACUUUUUUACUUCACCUGGACUACCACAUGGAUGGGAGAAGGUUAUUGAACAGAACAGAACUUACUAUAAAGAUCAUAAUACACAAACAACUCAUUGGAAUCCACCAACAACUGGAAAAGGAGAUGUUACACCGCAAUCUGGUGCACAAAGGCAGCAGCAGCAGCCUCCAGUAAAAAGACAGUCUUCAGUAGAAAGGCCAAAACUGCACAGAUCCAAUUCUUCACCAAACCUUGCCAAGAUCAAAGAUCAAGGCCCUUCUGGUCCCAAGAAACCAAUAAUUGAUCGUUUAUCAAAACCAGAGUCUGGACAGAAAGGACAAACAAGGCCAGUUGUGAACCGUGUUGCCAAACCUUUGUCUGCCAAUCAGCUUGAUAGUUUUAAUCCAAGCUAUGGUGGUCCAGGAAUAGGGUUAACAGGACUACGUAAUCUGGGAAAUACCUGUUACAUGAAUUCUGUGGUACAGUGCUUAAGCAGUGUGGCACCGUUGGCAAAAUAUUUCAUGUCAGGAGUAUUCAGGGAAGAUAUCAACAGGAGUAAUCGAGAUGGAACUAGGGGUGAACUUGCUGAAAGCUUUUCAGUUCUCAUUAGAGUCUUGCAUUCUGGGCAGUAUAAGUGUGUGUCUGCAGGAGAAUUUAAACGGACAGUUGGCAAGUUCAAGUCUCAGUUCUCAGGCUAUGACCAACAUGAUUCCCAAGAAUUGCUAGCCUUCUUAAUGGAUGGUUUGCAAGAGGAUCUCAACAAGGUGAAAGUCAAACCUUAUCUUAAAGCACCUGGAGAUGAUUUAGAUCCUCAAACAGCUGCUGACAUGGCUUGGGAAAAUCAUAAGAAGAGGAAUGAAUCAAUUAUGGUGGAGUUGUUUGAUGGCCUCUUCAUGUCGACUGUACAGUGCAUGGUUUGCUCCAAAGAAUCGAGAACUUUUGACUCUUUUUCAAACCUUACCCUUCCACUGCCUCCUCACAAGAGUCAAUGCACACUUGAGGAUUGUCUCAAAUUGUUCACUAAACCUGAGAAAAUGGCAGGGGAUGACAAGUGGUUUUGUCCAAAGUGUCGACAAAGAAGGGAAGCCAGUAAAAGAAUUCAGAUCUGGAAGCUACCCAGAAUUCUUGUGGUCCACUUGAAACGAUUUCAGUAUGAAGGAAUGUGGCGUCAAAAACUACAGACAGGUGUGAACUUCCACAUGGAUCAAGUGGACAUGUCUGCCUUUGUAGUGGGUCCCAAAUCUGCUACACGUUGUUACAACUUACAUGCAGUAUCCAAUCAUUACGGAACCAUGCAUGGGGGCCAUUACACUGCAUUUGCAAAAAAUGUUUAUGAUAAAAAAUGGUACAAGUUUGAUGACCAAUAUGUAACUGAGAUGUCUCCUCGAGAUGUUGUGACAUCAGCUGGUUAUCUUCUGUUCUACACAUCAAUUGAUUUUCCACCUCCAACCUUCAAUUUCAAAUCUUGAAACAAGCCAGCACACUGGACAUUUUUCAUGCUAUAAUUUUGACAGAAGCAGGAUUAUUUAGUAGUCUAGUUCAAUUUAAUAUCUCAAAAAGGAAAUUAAACAAACAUAGACAACUAUGUGUAUGAAACUCAAUUAAAUGAUUUUAAAGUAACAGUUGCAGCCAGUAGGUGAAGCAUCACAUGUACCCAGAAAUAUAAAAGCAGAAUGAAAGGAAGGUGAUCUUUUAGAUCAAAUCAAUAAACUUUAAAUUUACCCCGUAUGGUUCAGUUUUGUGUAUAAAAAGUUAUAUUUAACCCCAAACAGACUUUUAAUUUUUUAAUUUUCUUUUUCCUAUGUGGUCUAACAGUUAUUUUUGAAGUACUGAAAGAGUCUGUUCAUCAUUAGUUGUUGCAAUUUAUGUAGACAUAGAUUAUGUUUUUGGGUUAGACCUUUUUUUUUUAAUUAAUCAGUCAUUUAUAAUGAAAAAUCUGCUAUGAAUACUGAGCAAAGUAUAAGUUAUAUGCAUUUAAUGUAUCAGUUACAGAUUUCUAGAUUUCACACUGAUAUUUUGAUUCGUGUGUUGGGGUUGAUGCUGUCGAUGUAAGUAGGCUGAACUGGUCGCAAAGGAAUACUCAACUGAUGGCUUCCACUUCUUUGCUAGAUCAGUUCUGUGGUUUCCCCACUUUAGGACCUUUAGCUAGUGGUAGUUUCCUAUUUACAUCAAUUUGAUUGUUGUAAUUUAGGCAGCUGUACAAGUUUCUGUUCUCUCAAAAUAGUUUUGAUUAUCAUUGAUGAUUAUGGAUGUAACAUGUAAGCAUGAUGGAAUUAAAGGUACUUGUAAAGGAGAAA
Messenger RNA from Stylophora pistillata, 4692 nucleotides. RefSeq names its product ubiquitin carboxyl-terminal hydrolase 8. Lineage: Eukaryota; Metazoa; Cnidaria; Anthozoa; Scleractinia; Pocilloporidae. The record is from RefSeq and is a predicted model, not a curated record. Gene Ontology annotation, biological process: protein deubiquitination. Gene Ontology annotation, molecular function: cysteine-type deubiquitinase activity; protein binding.